AUGGAUACUGCUGACAAAACUCGUAUGCCUGGAGUCUUUCCGUUUCCGUUUUGCGUUCCAUCUACAUCUCCAUCGUCAGUAUUUCCGUCACUUCCGAUGUUUCCACCCGGUUUUCAACAGCUCUACGCGAAUCUCGUUCAACAACAAUUUCUUCAACUCACCCAACAACAAAGUCCCGGCAUUAGAGCAGGUAAGAAGUGA
Messenger RNA from Angiostrongylus costaricensis, 201 nucleotides. NCBI's taxonomy places the organism in Eukaryota, Metazoa, Nematoda, Chromadorea, Rhabditida, Metastrongylidae. The record is from the annotation of a GenBank genome assembly.